Aspergillus japonicus CBS 114.51 is the source of this 822-nucleotide messenger RNA. RefSeq names its product ankyrin repeat domain-containing protein. The coding region runs from base 1 to 822 and encodes 273 amino acids. Gene Ontology annotation, molecular function: protein binding. NCBI's taxonomy places the organism in Eukaryota, Fungi, Ascomycota, Eurotiomycetes, Eurotiales, Aspergillaceae. Gene Ontology annotation, cellular component: cytoplasm; nucleus. The record is from RefSeq and is a predicted model, not a curated record. The transcript is spliced from 2 exons.
AUGAUCCCCGACUAUGAUACUUAUGUCAAGGCUUUCCACUCGGCCUGCCGUGCGGGUGAUUUACCGAAAGUCCAGGAAACCCUCGGCUGUCGGCGACGCUUGAAGAUUGCGGACCUCAGCGAAGCGCUUGAGAUUGCCACCCACAGGGCGCACGCGGAUAUCGUGGACGCGCUCUUUGCUGCCGGCGCUCGUGUGUCAAAAAUGGCAAUCAAUUGCCUUCCCGGAAAUCCCAAUAUCCAACAAGACCCGAGGAUUAUCCGCCAAUUUCUCGAUCACGGCCUCGACCCCAACGCCAGCUACAGCAACGGCAUUCCUAUCCAGGUAAGAAAUCCAGCAUGUGCUCGCGAGUUGCUCUUGCGAGGUGCCGACCCCAACCGCGCCGACCGGAGAGGGGUGACACCCCUUACGCGCGUCGUUGACAGUGAGCGCGAACCAGAUGCAUCGCGGAUCGAGAUGUUGCUUGCGCACGAGGCGAAGCUGUAUCCAGGCCUUCUCUAUAACGCCGCGGCUCCGCGCGUGCCUCAGGGAGAGUUCAUGACGAGGCUUCUACUCGAAAAGGGCCUGGAUCCAGAUGCUCCUUCAAUCGAUUGGGGGACUCCGCUGCAUCUUGCCAUCUACUCCGGGAAGCCGAACAUCGUCAAAUUGUCACUAGACGCAGGCGCCGAUCCGACCGGAAAAACAGCGCACCCCGAAUACAGUGCUCGAAGCCCGUUGCAGAUAGCUGGAAGCUUACCGUCUUCUGAGCUCCGGCAGGCUAUUCUCGAUCUUCUCCAGUCCCGAGGUAUUGACAUUGAUGAAGACGGUCAUGAAGGCGCUAAGUGA